Messenger RNA from Fragaria vesca subsp. vesca, 1934 nucleotides. RefSeq names its product BAG family molecular chaperone regulator 1-like (gene BAG3). Gene Ontology annotation, biological process: protein stabilization. Gene Ontology annotation, molecular function: protein-folding chaperone binding; adenyl-nucleotide exchange factor activity. The record is from RefSeq and is a predicted model, not a curated record. The transcript has 4 exons. The coding region runs from base 549 to 1589 and encodes 346 amino acids. Gene Ontology annotation, cellular component: cytoplasm. NCBI's taxonomy places the organism in Eukaryota, Viridiplantae, Streptophyta, Magnoliopsida, Rosales, Rosaceae.
CCAGAACCAGAGAAAAAAAAAACAGAGAGCCUAGUUCUCUCUCUAUUUGAUUCUCAUUGGUUUUCCCGGCUACCUAUCUUUGUCUACUUCAUCAUCACAGGUUUCAAGCUCUCCUUCAUCUUCCUCCUCGGGUUUUUUACUUUGUGGUGUUAAAUAAGGAGCUUUGUUGCAGCUGUUUGACUUGUGUGUGACUGCAUUAUUUUGCCGGAGAGAUCUCAGAGGGGCUUAGACUCUGAACUGGGGCCGAACCGGUUUGUUGGGUUUUUUGUUUUUGCAAGGGAAGCUUUGGAGUUUCGUGAAUAUAUACAUGGAUUGUUUUUCGAGUUUUUCUUUUGUAAGACGCCAUUGAUUCUGGUGUAAAGCAGACAAAAGACAGGUUCUUGGUUCGUGUCGAAGCACACCACGUGGCUGUUGGCGUGAUAUGCCGGGGUUGGGUGGAUUAAAGAGAAGUGUCUUGUUGUUGUUGUGUUGUGGUGUGAGGAGGUGUGUGGUUCAAUUGGGCAGAGUUUGAAGCAGAUCUUCGGGGAAAUUGGAGGAGAUCUUUGAAGAUGAUGAGAAUGAAGAACAAGACGAGUUCAGGUGUGGAGGUGCCGUUCUCUAGUAUGAAUGGAAGUUCGGGGGCAGCAGAGUCUGGACCGGCCGGGGAGUGGGAGGUCAGGCCAGGAGGAAUGUUGGUUCAGAAACGGAAUCCGGACUCUGAUCGGAACGUGGCGCCUCCGCCGACAAUUCGAGUGAGGGUCAAGCACGGGUCUGUGUACCAUGAAAUCAGUAUUAGCGCGCAAGCUUCCUUUGGGGAGUUGAAGAAAAUGCUGGUUGGACCGACGGGUCUACACCACCAGGAUCAGAAGCUGAUAUUCAAAGAUAAGGAGAGGGAUUCCAAAGCCUUUCUUGACAUUUCCGGGGUGAAAGACCGAUCAAAAAUUGUGUGUGUUGAAGACCCUCUUAGCCAAGAAAAGAGGUAUAUUGAGAUGAGGCGCAAUGCCAAGAUGGAGAAGGCAUCAAAGUCUAUCUCGGAGAUCAGCUUGGAAGUAGACCGGCUCGCUGGUCAGGUGUCUGCUCUUGAAACAAUUAUUACUAAAGGUGCAAAAGUUGCAGAACAAGAUGUGCUUAAAGUGAUUGAGCAGCUGAUGAAUCAGUUGCUUAAAUUAGACGGAAUUAUGGGGGAUGGAGAUGUGAAAUUGCAGAGGAAAAUGCAGGUGAAAAGAGUUCAGAAGUAUGUUGAAACUCUGGAUGUAUUGAAAAUAAAAAACUCCAUGCCUAGUAGCAAUGGAGGUCAUAUUCCGAAGCAAGCUCAUAGUCAUAGACAAAAUCAUUCCAAUGGCAAUGGGCGUAUCCUAACACCAAUUCAAGAGCACCAACCAAGGCAUUCACUUGAGAAUUUACCUACACCCCAGCAGCAAGGCCAAAAGCAGCAGCUACAACAACAACAACCUUCGAGGCAUUCAACAUCAGGGGCAAUCGUUACCACACAGUGGGAGACUUUUGAUAAUAUGCCACCAUUGAUCCCAAUCUCAUCAACAUCUACAUCCACAACCUCAGCAGCCAAUGGUUCUGCCUACCCUAAAUUUAAUUGGGAGUCGUUCGAGUAAGCCAUAUACCUAUUGUUUGUGAUUGAGUGUCUGUGUGUGUGUCUGUGGAUGUGUUUUGAUAUUGUAUCCUAAAUGGUUUGUCUUCUCUUCUACAUUCUUUUCUGUACUUAGAAAAUGUUUUCGACCCCUUUUACUCUCUGUCAUUGUUCACCAGAAAUAAAUGGGGUUACUCCAAUAGUGAUUAUUGAUAUCAAUAUUGUUCUUUUUUUCUUUGAAUUCCAUUUAUGUGGUUUGGUUUUCCAUACUAUAAACUUGGCCUUCUGUAUAUUCCUUACUAGAGCAAUUAGUCUCAGACAUGUGAGGGCUCUCCUCCUUGAAAUCCAAUAAAGCAGUUCAAUCAUAUAC